Rangifer tarandus platyrhynchus (Svalbard reindeer) is the source of this 1257-nucleotide messenger RNA. Lineage: Eukaryota; Metazoa; Chordata; Mammalia; Artiodactyla; Cervidae. The record is from the annotation of a GenBank genome assembly.
AUGAACCCCUUGCUGGGCCUGAGCCUGCUUCUGGCUGGCCUCCUUACUGUGGAAGGUCUUCUGAAGCCGAACUUCUCUCCAAAGAAUCGUGAAGCUGUGAGUCAGGGCCAAGGAGGGAAGGGAAAGGGGACAGCUCAGGAGCUUGCAAAGCGCAACACAGACUUUGGACUCAAGCUGUUUAAGAAACUGUCUUUCCACACCCCUGACAAUAACAUCAUCUUCUCCCCCUGGAGCAUCUCUAUGGCCUUCUCCAUGCUAUCUCUGGGGGCCCAGGACUCCACCCUGGCUGAGAUCAAGGAGGGCUUCAACUUCAGGAGCAUCCCUGAGAAAGACAUCCAUGAAGGCUUCCAUUACCUCAUCCGCAGCCUGAAUCAGAGGAACCAGGACCACAGGCUGGGACUCGGGAAUGCCUUGUUUAUUGACCAGAAGGUAAAGCCCCAGCAGAAGUUUCUGACAGAAGUCAAGAACAUGUAUGAGGCAGACAUCAUCCCCACCAACUUCCAGAACCCAGAAAAUGUUCAGAAGCAGAUCAAUAACUAUGUCAGUCAGAAAACCCAGGGGAAAAUCGACAACCUAGUCAAGAACAUAGACCCUGGCACUGUGAUGCUUCUUAUCAACUAUAUUUUCUUUCGAGCCAGGUGGCAACAUGAGUUUGACCCAAAGGAAACAAAAGAGGACGAUUUCCUUCUGGACAGAAACAAGACCGUGAAGGUGCCCAUGAUGUUCCAUGUGGGCAUGUAUAAAGUGGGGCGUGAUGACCAGCUGUCCUGCACUGUCCUGGAAAUGCCCUACCAGAGCAACUUCACGGCCAUCUUUGUUCUUCCUGAUGAGGGCAAAAUGAAGCAAGUGGAGGAAGCCCUGGGGCUGGACACUUUUGACAGAUGGCAAAAGUUACUCGUACGAAGCCUGCUGGAUUUGCACCUGCCAAAGUUUUCCAUUUCUGGAACAUAUAACCUGGAAGAGAUACUUCCUCAUAUUGGUCUCACCAGCUUAUUCCACUCAGAAGCUGACUACUCAGGAAUUACCGGGCAGCUCAACAGAACAAUCUCCAGGGUGUCACACAAGGCGACAGUGGACGUGAGUGAGCGGGGAACCGAGGCAGGCGUGGCCUCCGGCCUCCUCUCCCAGCCUCGGUCGCUGAAAGCGACGUCAGCCCCACACGCCCGUUUCAACCGGCCUUUCCUCCUGCUCCUUUGGGAGGUGACCACCGAGAGCCCACUCUUCCUGGGAAAAGUUGUCAACCCAGCUGCUGGGUGA